This is a messenger RNA of Pseudomyrmex gracilis, 3420 nucleotides long. RefSeq lists its product as uncharacterized. NCBI's taxonomy places the organism in Eukaryota, Metazoa, Arthropoda, Insecta, Hymenoptera, Formicidae. The transcript is spliced from 6 exons. The record is from RefSeq and is a predicted model, not a curated record. The coding region runs from base 54 to 2438 and encodes 794 amino acids.
CGCUUGAAUAAAAUUCUAUUUGAGACGUGAGAGUAGUUAAUUAUAACUUCAGGAUGAAAAGCGAACUUCGUUAUCUGUGUCUGCUGGUUCUCGUGUCCACGAGCAUCACGGUGAUCAUGGGGCCGAAGAAUGACGAUGACACUCUGGAUAACGGACAGUCCUACAGUUUCGGCGAAACUUUCGGCAUAUGUAUGUCGAAGAAACAACACGGCACAUUCGAAUGCGCGAAUCGUGGUAUUUUAAGCACUUUACAGUCGUUGAAUGACAAAGAUAGCUUGAAGGUCGGAAAGAUACGGCUAGACAGAGCGGAGGGGUACGGCAGGGACCUGUUGGAUUUGGACUACGAUCCCAAGGAUUUCACGAAUAUCGUAAAGGCGGCUACCAGAUUGAUGGAGCGUCGUAAUAUCAAGUGGAAUUUGGAUAAUCUAUAUCCCGGAUUGCAGAUGCGCGUAGGACCAAUGUUAAACGGAGACGGAGUGCUAGAAUUUGUUCUUAACGAAAGAGUCGCCUCGUUUGGCGAUAGACAGUCUGGUCCUGGAAGACAGCUGACCAAACACGUGUUAUUGCCAUUUCUCUUGGGUUUUAAAUUUAACCUGGCAUCACUGAUUCCACUUAUGUUCGGUUUUCUGCUUAUUGUGACCAAAAAGGCCUUAUUGCUCACAAAAGUGGCGCUAUUUCUCAGCGGUCUCCUGGGAUGGAAUUCGAUCUUUUCCGGUGCCUCAGCGCCUUACGCUCCGAACGGGUUCAAUGGCUUUCCCGCAUACGGACAAGAAAUGCCGCCGGGUAUAUACUCCCAUUACGAUCAUCACUUCCCGCAACGGCCUUACAAAAUGUUGCAGAAUUUCGUUCCUUAUGAUCAGCACGUUAUUCGAGAAGUCGUCAACGUUUACGAAGGAGACAGUGAUUCGGGACAAGACAGACAAAAUACAAAGAAAUUCGUUUGGGCUAAAGAGUCACAGAAGAUUACGAUGGAAAAGCGGCGUUCAACAAUUGGAAUUUUAUGUUUUCUUUGUCUCGCGAUAUUCUGCAAUGUGGUGAUCGCCAAAAGUGAAUACGUCAAGCUGUUCGAACGAUGCACGAACGAAAAGAACACCUUCGACUGCUUCAAGCGGCGUGCCUUAGAAAUACUCGACUCGGCGAUCCAGGAUGAUUCCGUGUACAAAAUUAACGAUUACAUUUCGAUAACCAAAGACUCAGACGCGGCGAAGAAAUAUAAUUCGAUGAUGUCGGAAAAUAGCACGGAUCUGAGUCUUGAUCAGAAAUUGGACAACAAGUUUUACGAGUACUUGUCGUCGAGAAGUGUGAAAUUAACGAUACCAGGAAAUGCCUUUGAAGGAAAUGCUUUUGAAGGAAGGAAGAAAAAGAAAGGUUAUGGGUAUCUAAUAGUAGCGGGUGCUGUAUUAGCAGGCAUGAUGGCUCAACUAGCUUACGGAAAAAUAGCAUUUCUCGCUGGUACGGCGUUGCUGACAGCGAAGAUGGCUUUAGUUUUAAGCGCGAUAGUCGGUCUAAAAAAGCUCGUAUCGAGCGGAGGUGGUGGACAUGAAGUAAUUUAUGCAACAGCGUCGGAACACCAUGGAGGUGGCGGCAGCAGCGGAUAUGGUGGUGGCGGAUAUGGCGGUUGGCAACGAGCAAUGGAAUCGAUCGUGAGUUUGGAAAGCUUAUCGAGAAUGUCGGCGUUUAAGAAUUUAAUCAAGUGGGUGCUGCUGUUGUUAGUCUGCAGUGCAACUGUCCGCGCCGAUGAGGACGGAUUUCUCGAUCGAGGAUACCGCGCUCUGUAUCGUAUCUAUGAGGAUUGCGAGCACCGCAAUAUGGCUGUGACGCCGUGUCUGAAGAAGAAGGCGAUCGCCUUCUUCGAGAGGCUCGGUCGCAUACAGACCUUGCCGAUCAGCGAAAAUCUCGAGCUGGUGCGAGUCGCGCCCUUGGACGACGGCACGAAAAACACAAUGUCCGAUCUGGAGAAGACUCUGGCCAGGACCAACGGCGGCGCCACGGACGAGAUCCUCAACGAAAUCUUGUUCGAACGCGUGGCCGCGCUAAUGAACAGCUUCAACGUACAAAUCAGCUUACCAAAGACAAGUUCCGGCGAGUUGAAGCGAAGUGUCGAGGAAGGUCGCGGCAAGAUGAAGAAGAUGAUGGGUAUGAUGAUGAUGGGGAUGGCGAUGAAACUCGCCGCUAUGGUCCCCAUCGCUAUGGGCGUGCUUUUCUUGCUGGCGGGCAAGGCUCUGAUUAUUAGCAAGAUUGCCUUGGUGCUGUCGCUCAUCAUCGGUCUGAAGAAGCUACUGAGCCAGAAGCAAAAUGAUCAUCAUGGCGGCGGCUGGCAAUCUAGCGGUGGCGGAUGGGACAGGAGCUUGAAGGGAGACACACUUGUUUCGUCAAUGACGGAAGCCGAUCGUGAAUAUGCGCAGACUCUGGCUUACAGCGCGCGGCAGAAGCACUGAGCAAUCAACGGUAAUGGAAAAAGGAAGCAACGGGAGCAUCUUCGAAUAUCGGGAGAGAGCAAGGCCUGUAUCUAAAGGAGCAAGCUUAGUACGCGAUUGCGAAGACAGUUCGAGACACAUCGAGAAACAGAUUUGAUUAUUUAUUCUUACUGACAAAUUAAUUUUUGUACUUUGGCAGUUUUGCAAUAAUGAAGAAAAAAAAGGUGUGUAAAAACAAAAUGUAUCAGUGACGUUGAGGAAGUAGAUAAGUCGUGAAAAAAAUAUGACUAAAGUUUUUGAAAUAAGGAUAAAAUAGAAAAGAAGUCUAUUAUAUGAACGAACUGUCUCGUCCCGUGUAAAUUUUUACAAGUCUGAUCGCUUCCUGCGCGUGAUUGUUGAUACAAAAAUAAUCAAAAUAAUUAAUAUGUCGAUCUUUUCUCUGUUUAACGGUGUUCGUUAUUAAUGACGUAGCUUGCUAUUUAAUUAACAGAACGGGUAUAUAAUUAUACGUGCAACAUAACGAAGAUAUUAUUCCCAUAAUAAAGAAAUGUGUACAGGACACAAAACUCGGGUGCAAAUCGUUGCAACCGUAAAACAAAAGAAGUUGCAACGACAGGUGUGUGUUUGUACUUCCAUCGCCCGGUUGCACCGGCAAAUAAACCAGCGAAUUGAUAGCGAGAGAGAGAUCAUUUUCGCGCACGCGAGUUUCUAACGGUUACGGUCUCACGUUUUUUCUAUUGACAAUCGGAACGCGAUCAGCCUCGAAGUCGAGCACGAAAAGACUUCAUUGUUAUAUUUAUCAGCCGAAUUUGCAGUCGUUUCUCAGCACACAUAAAGAGUAUAUUUAUAUUUAUAUAACAUGCUCACACUUAUUUAUUUUUAGAUUAAUAAAAUAACCUUAGUUAUAUGUAUGUAUACUUUGGAAUGUGUAGCUUCCGACAAGUACUUACACUUAAUAUCUGUAACUAUAUUAACGUUAACGUUACUAAAAAAAAAAAAAAAA